GUGCACAGAAUAGAUAGAUGGAUCAACAUGUCAGCUGUUUACAACAAAUUAUGUUCUUUGCUAUUGGAAGAACAUUUUGGACCUAUUGUACAGCGUGUUGGUACCGAUUUGAUUAAUAAUGGCGGGAGAUCAUUGCAUUUGAUACUGUCCACAGUAGAUCUACCAUCUGCAAAGGUAAAAGAAGGACUAUAUGUUCUUAUUAAGUAUGGCUUUGUCACUUAUCAUGUUGACCAAAAGACUACUUUAUACACAAUAGACUGCAAAAAAAUUAUUAUGAUUCUCCGCUAUCCAAGGUAUAUGUUUCUUGUGAAAACUCACUGUGGAAAUGAUAGUGAAAUCAUGCUAGAGGAAGUCUUGAAGCAUGGAUAUAUCACAGCAUCUGAUAUGAUAAUAAAGACGUACAAAAAAAUUCAGGAAUUACCUUCAUCUCAAGAACCUUCUAUUCCAAAUUUAAAGGAAACAUUUGAAUUAUUAGUUAAGAACCAAUUUCUAAUGCGUAGCCAUUCCUUUGACACAAUGCUGGAAGAUACAAAGCCCGAUUACAAUUUACCGAAUCUUAAUUUGAGAGCCAUUGCCAACUUAUUACAAAAUGAAAAGGGUGAUCCUGGAGAUAGCAAGAUAUAUUGGAAAAUCAAUUUUGAUCGAUUUACUCAAGAUCUUAGGGACCAAGUUGUUACAUCAGCCAUAAGUCGGAGACUUGAUACAAAUGCUGGAGAACUAAUGACGCAGUUGAUCAAUCUGAUGUACUUGCGCACUGCACCUUGGGCAGACACGUCAAAUCCAAUUCCAUAUACGGAGAUAAAGGAUGCAGUGAAGAAAUUGAAUUAUCCCGAACUGGAGCAAUAUCUCGAACAGUAUUUGCAUCUUAUAGAAGAAGACAACAGUCAAUUUAUCAUGCGAGUUGGUGAUUCCGGCGGAGGACAAUACAGUGUUAACAUGAAGAAUGCGUACAAUCAAUUAGCGUGGACAACUUUGGAAAAUAUUGUAACGGAGAAAUACGGUAGCAAAGCUGCGAGAAUUUUUCGAUUGGUCCGAAAUAAAACCUCUGUCGAAUUGGAGCAAAUCCAGCAGGGUGCAAUGAUGCCAGCGAAACAAGUUAAACUGUUAACGUAUACUUUGGCACAAGAAAAUUAUAUCCAGGUGCAAGAAAUGAAAAGAAGCGGAGUUUCAGCGGGACCAAUGAAGACAUUCUUCAUGUUUUAUAUCGAUCUCAAUCGAGUUGUUCAAAUGCAAGUUGAGCACUGUUAUCAUGCCUUGUAUAAUAUCAUACAGAGACGAGACCAUGAAUCAACCAGUAACAAACGCAUGAUAGAUAAACAAUUGAGGGUUGAGAUACUUACCAGUAACUUGAAAGAACACGGCGCUACAGAAGAACAAUUAGCUGAUAUUGCAGAAAUGAUGACUCCGUCUGAGAAGCAACAGCUUGAAAAAGUGCAAAAGUCAAUAAAGAAGCUAAGCGCCGCAGAACUGCUAAUAGAUGAAACCCUGUUUUUGUUACAUAUGUAUCAGCGUUAUCAUUAAUAACUAAUAAAUUAAUUUAUAUUUUA
Dinoponera quadriceps is the source of this 1547-nucleotide messenger RNA. It is a transcript of the gene Polr3C, whose product is annotated as DNA-directed RNA polymerase III subunit RPC3. Gene Ontology annotation, molecular function: single-stranded DNA binding. Gene Ontology annotation, biological process: DNA-templated transcription. NCBI's taxonomy places the organism in Eukaryota, Metazoa, Arthropoda, Insecta, Hymenoptera, Formicidae. The transcript is spliced from 7 exons. The record is from RefSeq and is a predicted model, not a curated record. Bases 28 to 1521 code for a protein of 497 amino acids. Gene Ontology annotation, cellular component: RNA polymerase III complex.